Paramecium tetraurelia is the source of this 498-nucleotide messenger RNA. RefSeq lists its product as uncharacterized. The record is from RefSeq and is a predicted model, not a curated record. Lineage: Eukaryota; Ciliophora; Oligohymenophorea; Peniculida; Parameciidae. The transcript has 2 exons.
GCUUGAUUUAUUAGAAAGAGUAAUAAACCAAGCUACAGUAUUAUUUAGGAAAUAAUCUGACUAAUGGGUAAUGGUUAAGUUCACAUGAACAGACCUAUAGAUUGAGAAUAAUCCAAAUAUAGAUUACAAAGUAGCUUGUUUAAUUAGAUAUUGCGAAAGAUUUAGAAGGGAGUAUUGAUGAACCUUUUUGAAUAAUUAGAUAUUUUCUAAGAAAAAAUAUUUAUAAGAUGUACUCUACUAAAAUAUAGAUUGUUUAAUUUUUGAAAUCUAACCAUGCCUUUAGUUCAAAUGAGGCUGGUUGCAUUGCUUGAAGUAACUUAGGUCUUUGCAAACUUCCUCACUGACAGUAACGGAUCCUAAAACUUGACAUCUCAUACAUCUUUUAGGUAGGAUACUAAUUUUUAUAACACUUUUUAGAUGUAAAGGAUGGAUAUGCUCACGUAGUCCAGCACAACUAACCAGAAAAUAUAUAAAUUGUACUCUCAAAUACCUUUUUGA